AUGCUCGCGAUGGUGCUUGCAAACAAGCUCGACCGCAACCUGCGCGCGGUAGAAGAGAGUUCAGAUGGCGAAGACUACUACGAGGUUACGGACCGGUCUUCUUCUGCCUCUGUAAUCGAGGCAGAUGAAGGCGGAAACGUCAUCAGCUCCGGUGGCGAAGAGGAUGCGGGGUCUGAAGACAGGUCAGAUGUUGAAAACGACGACGACCAAGUAAAGGCGCAAAUGAGCAGAGUCUCAUUCGGCGCAUUAGCCAAGGCCCAGGAUGUACUCUCGAAAUCGUCUGACCGAAAACGCAAGCGAGGCGACGACACAUCAAAAUCACAAGAAGACAAGCUGGAGGCGUUGAGAGAGCGAUUACGGCAGAUCAAGGCCGAGAAGCUUGCAAGUGGUGCACAGCCUAGCAAAAAAGCAAAGACAUCGAGCAAGUCCAAGGCGAAGCCCGUUCAGAGUGAUAGUGGCGACGACGACGCCAGUGACAGCGAAGGCUCUGAUUCAGACGCCGCGCCCCAUGCGCGCUCGAGCAAACACGCCCCAGCCGUCCAGUCGAGCAAGCGCAUGGUGUCGCGUAAACGCCAGGUGGUUGAGGUGAAGAAGCCCGUCUUCCGAGACCCACGAUUUGAUAACGUAUCCGGGCCCCGGCCAGACGAGUACGUGGUCGACAAGCGCUAUUCCUUCCUCAAUGACUACCGGGCGUCUGAAAUCUCAGAAUUGCGUAACACCAUCAAAAAGACAAAGAACGAAGAUGAAAAAGAGCGGCUCAAGAAGAAGCUUUUGUCCAUGGAGUCCCAGCAGAAGGCAAGAGAAAACAAGGAGAAGCUCAAGGAGGUCUCACGCGAGCACAAGAAGAAGGAAAAGGAAUUGGUUAAGGAGGGCAAGAAGCCAUUCUUCUUGAAGAAGUCCGAGCAAAAGAAGAUUGCGUUGGUCGACCGGUUCCAGAACAUGAAAUCGAAGCAGCGCGACAAGGUCAUCGAACGCCGGCGCAAGAAAGUCACUGCCAAAGAAAGGAGGAACAUGCCCGAUACGCGGCGCACUGCUUAA
Messenger RNA from Bipolaris sorokiniana ND90Pr, 1038 nucleotides. RefSeq lists its product as uncharacterized. The coding region runs from base 1 to 1038 and encodes 345 amino acids. The record is from RefSeq and is a predicted model, not a curated record. Gene Ontology annotation, cellular component: nucleolus; 90S preribosome. Gene Ontology annotation, biological process: maturation of SSU-rRNA from tricistronic rRNA transcript (SSU-rRNA, 5.8S rRNA, LSU-rRNA). The transcript is spliced from 3 exons. Lineage: Eukaryota; Fungi; Ascomycota; Dothideomycetes; Pleosporales; Pleosporaceae.